AUGUCCGAACUUAAUGCAGCUCCCGUUACGACGUCCACGUCACCAGCCAUGAAAAAGACCAAGGCUACAAAGUCGAAAGGGGAGAAGAAAGCAAGGGCGGCUCCCAGUCACCCCGUUUACGGCGCCAUGAUCAAGUCCGCCAUCAAGGAGUUGAAAGAUCGAAAAGGAGCUUCAAAGCAAGCCAUAUUGAAGUUUAUCGUGCAAAAAUAUAAAGUUGGCGAUAAUGAGAGACAGAUAAAUGCCCGUCUUCGAGUUGCUUUGAAACGUGGAGUGCAGAGCGGGCUUCUCACGCAAGCAAGUGGCACCGGAGCGGCCGGUCGAUUCCGCUUGGCCGAAAAGUCGGUCCAUGAGGCGACUACUAAAGUUCCCAGGAAGCCUAAAGUCAAGAGCAAGGCAAAACCAAAAGAGAGUGCAGAUGCAAGUCAUGAAAAGCAAGUGAAGAAAGAAAAGUCGUCAAGUUCGCCUAAGAAAGCCGCCAAGCCGAAGGCUAAGUCUGCUAAGUCACCACAGAAGGUUGCAAUGAAGAAGGCCGCUGGUAAGGCGAAAGCACCGAAAAAGUCGAAGAAAGCUACACCGGCUAAGGCGUAG
Messenger RNA from Angiostrongylus costaricensis, 588 nucleotides. The record is from the annotation of a GenBank genome assembly. Lineage: Eukaryota; Metazoa; Nematoda; Chromadorea; Rhabditida; Metastrongylidae.